This is a messenger RNA of Wasmannia auropunctata (little fire ant), 4867 nucleotides long. It is a transcript of the gene drm, whose product is annotated as protein drumstick. The record is from RefSeq and is a predicted model, not a curated record. Gene Ontology annotation, molecular function: DNA-binding transcription factor activity, RNA polymerase II-specific; RNA polymerase II transcription regulatory region sequence-specific DNA binding. Lineage: Eukaryota; Metazoa; Arthropoda; Insecta; Hymenoptera; Formicidae. Gene Ontology annotation, biological process: embryo development; embryonic pattern specification; embryonic hindgut morphogenesis. The transcript is spliced from 3 exons. Gene Ontology annotation, cellular component: nucleus. The coding region runs from base 680 to 925 and encodes 81 amino acids.
CAGUCGACGCCGCGCACCCAAACGGUCCAGACCUGUCAGCCCGGAAGACACACGCGCAGCAACUCAACACUUUCACGAGCUACCGACCUACUAAGUAAUAUCGGGAGAUCGCGACUGUUGGCAGCGUGACACUAUAUACGCGCACCGCAGUUCAUUUUAAUAACUAUAAACCGCAUUUCGCGAGUUUCGUUCUUUCGUUCAUCGAAAGUUUACGCUUUGAAGUUCGAAGAUUUUCCUCUGCGGAAGAGUACCACUGGACAUUGCUCGAGGACGAAUCCUUAUUCGCAUUUUUUUUCUAUCUCUAUCGGCAGCGAUACGAGAAUUCUCUCGCGACGUGGUACAAGCAGUGAUCUCACUCCCAGGAGUCAGCCCGAGACUAGCUUUUGCGCGGGAGGCAGUAAGAGCGAGUCGAAGAGCGACAGUCAAGAAAGACAGAUAAAGCGAGAAAGAGAGAGCAUACGAAAGUCUGCGAACGAGGCAGAGAGAAAGAUAAAGAAAGAGAGAGAGAGAGAGAGAGAAAGAGAGAGAGUAACGGAGAGGCACUGAGAAAGAGGACAGAGGGAGACAGAAGACGUGGUGGGAGUGACUCCGGGCGUUAGCGAGAGAGCGAGAGAGGCGGGUAGAGGGAAAGGAGAGAUAGAGACUCGACCAAGAGAAGGAGCGGUGGGAAUUUAUAAGGAUGUUCGCGAUAAUGCCGAUGGAGACAGAGGGGCACGGCAGGGAGUUCGGCCGGCGGCAGAAGAUGCGCGCCAAGUGCACGGUAGAGUUCGUCUGCAAGUACUGCCAGCGGCGCUUCACGAAGCCCUACAACCUCAUGAUCCACGAGCGCAGCCAUAAGGACGACGUGACCUUCACCUGCGAGGUCUGCGGAAAGUCCUUCAAGCGGCAGGACAACCUCAAGCAACACAGAUGUGGGUGGCGGUGAGCGGGAGCUCUGAACCUCCUGCACCUUGACACACACACAUACACACACAUACAAGCACAUACACGUGCACAUAUACACGUACAUUCACACACACAUACACACACACACACACACACACACAGACCCAGACUCAAUACACACGCAUACACAAGUAAUAACAAUUAGCAGCAACAAUAAUACGACAACAGAGUAUAUGGCAAUAAUUGCGACACUACAAUCUACAAUCAUGCACUUUUAUUAUUUGAUCACCCGCACUUUUUCCCGAUCGCGGCGAAAGCGCGAUCAACAACUGUGCCACUACCGCCACCACAGAAAACCCCAGCAUGCGUAUACUGCUUUUUCUUCUUCUUCUUCUUCUUCUUCUUCUUCUUGGUCUUCCUCUUCUUCUUCUCCUCUGUGUCUGCCUCUUUCGCUAUUUCGUCUUCUCACUAUGUCUGCGACUUUUAUUACCCUCACUACGACUUCUUCAUCGUCGGCUAUUUCUUGUACUAACACACGGCGCGCACGGGUCCCACGCUUUAACGAGGCGGCGGAAAAUGAUUGAUAGAUAGGAAGGAAAUUUAGUGAAUGUGAGUGGGAAGGAAGCGAAGGGUUUUUUUUCCCCCUGGAAAUGUACUCUCCUCAUCUUCCGAUUUCGACCAUCUCUGUUCCAGGAGCAUACACUCUGUUCCCUACAAGGGCUCCAACGGCUACUCAAAUGGCUAUUCGAAUGGCUACUCUAGGUAUUAGAAGCCAUCCGGCCAACUACUAUCCUAAACUCCCGUAGACACGCGUUUCUCUUUCUCUAUCGAAUGCUCUAGCUACCGACCUAGUUCUUUCCCGAAUGUCCAUCCUCUAUUAGAGCAUAUCCUUCGCGUCGAUCCGACAUGUCGCACCUGCAAGAGAUGUCGUGUUUGCGUACGGCAAGGGAAUCGCGAUGCUCCGUCGAUUUUUGUUACCACCCUCGUCUAUCACCCUCGCAUCUAGUUCGUCCGUCCUGCUUCUUUGAGUUUUUUUUCGCUUCUGUUUACCCUCCUGUAUUCCGAGCCUACACCCAGACGUCAGCCACAUCAGAGGAAUCUACGAUUCGACCCGACAUGAAGCACCGUCGCAGAGUCGAGAACGACGGAGGCAAGUUGGGAUGCAGCGAUACGACGGACAAUUGUAAUUUCAUCGAACUUCCUUUGUAAUUCGAUUCACUCAAACGGGUAACGAUAUAUUCUUGUUAAAUACAUGCCGAGCGAUUGACGAUGUUAGAAGCGUUUACGAAAUUCACCGUUUAAGAUAUGACUGGACAGAUGAUAUCAGAUAUCAUGCACAAUUCGAUAACUCCCGCACCUCUAAUAAAUACAAUAGUCAGCGUUUUGUAUAAGAUGCACGAAUAUGAUAAAGGAAGAUAGAUGCGAUUGCGGAAAACAUGUAUUUGUUGAAAUAUUUAGAGAAAUUAUUUGAUUGUGAAACUUUUUUCUUGACGUGCUCUGUUUUAAAUAUUCACUAUCCUCAGUAAGACAUAUUCUAAUCAUCUCGUUAAAAAAUUUUCCGACCGAUGACCGUUUCACGGUAAACGAUAAAAUUGUCGACAUGCCGAAUCGAGUUAGGUCUUCUUGUUGUGUACAUAAUAUCGGUAUUUCGAUCGAAUGGACAAACGACGGAAGCUUCAAGAAUGAGAAGAUGAGAAAAUGAUGUUUGCAUAGGAAAUCGAUCGCACGAUAAUAAAGAAGCGAACCGGCGAUUCGUCCAGGAAUCGGAGCGGGCGAUACACACAUUCUUCCGCAUUUUCAUAACGGAAGCUAUCACGACGCUGCUCCUCGCACGCUCCUCGGGCUAACGUCCUAAAUUGGACUACGUAAUAACCCACUAGCUCUAUAUAAGAACCAGCGCUGGUCGGAGGAUACACUGUUCGCUUCUUCGCGUGCUACCGUGGACCACGCCCAGGCCCAGGAGCGACGUCUUCCUGACCUACCACCUGGCAAUCAGGCCGCGGAGCUACUCGGCUUCCCCUUCAGAAAAUCCAUAUAAUUCUGCGCGACGGCGAUACGACGGCGAGUCGCGCAUCGCCGGGGAUCGCCGGCGCGAAAUCGUAUACAUAUCACCGCGAGCGUGCGCCGCGAUUGUUGCACACGAAGACACGACCGGACAACCUUGGGGCCACGUGGGGCUACAAGAUGGGUUCGCGGUGGUAUCGUUGACGCAGAUAUCAAGUCAGCUGAGAUCGGUUUCCAGCGGGUGAACUCUCGGCGAGGUGUCUCUUCGAUUCCGGCCGAGACGCGAUCCAUUGAGGUAGAAGAGGAUCAACCGUUAUUAUUUCCGAGCGUCGAUCCAUAUCUUUCUUUCUUUCCUCUCCUCCUUUUUUCCUGUAUCAUUCAGUUUCUCUUUUCCCUUUAUUUUCAUACCCGUGCGGAUCGCGUGAUGAGUAAUAUGGUGCUCGAAACGGUGGGCGGAAGGGAGAAGAUUGCACGUGAUGGAGCAAUCGGCACCAUAAUGCUCGAAGUAGGUAAACGUGAAGCUGUACGACGUGUAGAUGAUGAUGAUGCUGAUUCCCCGCUUGCUUCUCGAGCUAAACACGAGAAUCGAGUGGGAAAGCACGUGUGGCGAGCAUAAAUAUAAUCGUCGCGUUCGAAAUCGUUCAACUCAGAUGCAAACUGCAGGAACCUUCAAUUCUCAUAGCGGAGUCGGUAGGAAUAUAUUAUAUAUGUAUAUGUAACCUGAGAGAUUUUUAAGAUAUAAAGCUAACUGAAAUAAGUUUGUUCACGGAUCACAUUCUGAUUAUAACCACAUGUUAAUGUUUUAAAUGUAUUUUUCGGCAAUGUAAAUCACGAACUGUUUAAUUAUAUUAUGCAUAUCAUAGAUUUUCGUGUAUUUUCAAAGAAAAUCAAAAUUAAAUUCGUCACAUAUGCUCCCAUCUUAUAUUCCUACCUUCUCUUCUAAUUUACGUUGCUUGAUGCUAUCGAUAUAUCUAGAUACAUAUAUUGCGCAAAGAGAUAUCAACAAAAUUAUCAUAAUCAGAAUAAUUCUUGUGCUUCUCAUUCUAACCACCCUUCGACUCGAGUAACACUCGAGUCCAUCGUGAUAAAUUGUAAAGAAUGUAUUUUUUUGUAUUAAAUUUAAUAUAUUUUGUGGCAUGCUUUUCAAACUGUAUGUACAUUAAAAGGAGAAUGUUUGAACGUGAGUAAUGAGAGUUAAGGAAUUUGCGUGACUGGUUCUAAUGUAUCCUUGCAACGACACCGUUAAAUAUCUUUUCGCUUUCCACACGACGACAAAAAAAAUCACAAAAAUUUCAAAAUGGUGUUAGUACAAUGUAAUGCGUGUCUUUGCUACGGCGUCUCGAGGAUAUCGAGAGCUGCCAUUUAGCUGUAAACUCGCACAAGCUAAUAUAAAAAAAAAUUAUAUAAAAAGAACCACGAUGGCUUCGGGAGCAAACAGAAUUUUUUUUCUUUCUUUCUUUUGAAUUCCUCUUAUAGUGGAAUGAAAUCGCGGUCGUACUUUGUACAUAGCUUAAAUACGUAUCAAUGCGCGUCUUUAAUAUUAUUAUAUUAAUUAUUAUUAUUGAUUAUUAUUAUUAAUUAUUAUUUUAUGGAUGUUAUCGAAAUAGCGCUUAGUCAUUCUGUAUUGUAGCCGCCGAUCAAGGGCCUCACGAGUGUAGAGCUGCAUUUCGUUGUGUACGGUAUCAUAGGAGUGAUAAUAAUGUUAUUUUAUUAUUAUUAAAAUUAUUAUUAUAUUAUAUUAUUAUAUUAUUACCAUGAUGUAUCAAUAUCAAUGCAUAUAUCGCUAGCUUUACACCACCGAGGGGCACACGGUCAGCCCGGUAGGAAGGUUCAUGUUCUUUGUCUCUCCAAGAGAGAUGAGAUAACAUGCGCGUGAUGAUUCCAUGUAUGCUUUCCGCAAAUCCGUAUUGUAUUAGUGUGUGUGGGAAAGUUCCACUCCGACGGACUACAAAUAAAUUCGCCAAGUUGUAAAAUGCUA